Molecule: messenger RNA, 1480 nt
Organism: Zerene cesonia (dogface butterfly)
Lineage: Eukaryota; Metazoa; Arthropoda; Insecta; Lepidoptera; Pieridae
Product: dehydrogenase/reductase SDR family protein 7-like
Exons: 5
Coding region: 344-1270 (308 amino acids)
Cellular component (GO): membrane
Molecular function (GO): oxidoreductase activity
Source: RefSeq, a predicted model, not a curated record
UGAUCAUUCAAAUGUUCAUUCAUAAAAUAAUGUUAAAUAAAGCGUUUUGAUAAUGCAUUUGUAAAAAUUGGUUUUGUUAUAGGAAACAAAUUACGGUUUUAAUUUAUAUCGUUUUGUAAAUAACUUUGUGAAUAUAAUAAUUCGUAAUAAUAGUAUAAUAGUAAUCAAAUGAGCGCUGGAGUAUGUAAAAAUAAAUUGUUAACAUUUAUUUGUUCUGUGGUAUAAACUGUAGGGUACUUGAUUAUAAAAUUGCAUUUACUUAGUCUAUACACGUUCAAAUUGCGCAUUUGACCUUCGAGAAAUACAAUUCAACUGAUAUAGUACGUAUAUAUACUCGAAUAAAAUGAAGUCGCAAGGACCUCUUUCUUGGUACAUUCAAUACAUAGGCAUACCGGUAUCGGUCGGUUUUGCUAUGUUUCGAUUAUUUAAUAGAUUUACAGAACAAAAAAGACAAGCUGCGUUACAGGGAAAGGUUGUAGUUAUAACUGGGGCCAGCUCUGGUAUUGGAGAGGCUCUUGCACAUUCUUUCCAUAAUUAUGGCUGUAAAGUAGUUUUAGCUUCAAGGAGAAAAUCAGAAUUGGAACGAGUUAAACAGGAUUUAAUUGCAAAAAAUAUUGCAGGCCCAAGGCAGGAACCUGUGGUCAUUGAAUUAGACUUGGCUGAUAUCACUCAGUUAGAACAGUUUGUAGAAAAAGUUCAUGAAGUUUGUGGAAAAAUUGAUAUACUUAUAAAUAAUGGUGGCAUUUCCCAUCGGGGUUCUGUUAUUCAUACUAAAAUGGAUGUAUAUUGUAAAAUUAUGGACAUUAAUUACUUUGGUGCAGUAGGACUCACAUUGGCUGCUUUGCCAAAAAUGAUGGAAAGGAAAUGUGGUCACAUUGUGUUUGUUAGUUCAGUUCAAGGACUCAUGGCUAUACCGGACCGUUCAGCAUAUGCUGCAUCUAAGCAUGCAAUGCAAGCAUUUGGAGAUUCAUUGCGUGCUGAAAUGCAUCAGCACAAUAUUAAUGUAUCUGUAUUGAGUCCAGGCUAUGUAAAAACAGCAGUCUCCUUAAAUGCACUCACUGGAAGUGGAGAUACACAUGGUGUUAUGGAUAAAAGUACUGCUAAUGGGUUUACAGCUGAAUAUGUUGCUAUGAAGACUGUGGAUAUGAUAGUAAAUAAUGAAAAUGAACUAAUAGUCAGCCAGUUUCUGCCAAGAUUAGCAAUAUUUUUGAGACAUGCCAUACCAUCCUUAUACUUUUGGAUUAUGGCUAAGAGAGCCGUCAAAACAUAAUAUGAUGUCAAGUAAUAUAGUUUUUAUUGUUUUGUUCAAAUUAAAUUUAUAUGACUAUAAUUUAUUUUAAAUUUAUAUAGGCAGUAAUUUUAAGUAAAAUCUUUCAUAUGGGGCUUUAAAAAAUAAAAUGUGAUUAAUUAAUAUUUUUUUAUUAUAGUAUGUUCUACUACAGCUGAAACUAACCCUACAACAUUACAAAAGAAUCAACAA